CCCGAUCAACUUCCCGUUAACCAUAUCAUUCUAUCGGUCUAUCUUUGGAUACGUCAAUACUUCCGUAUUGAUAAUCUGAGAUUUGCCGAUCCAUUUCCUUUCGUGUCCUUCCCUCGACGAUAUGACUUAUAGAAUGGACGAUCCAUCGAUCCCAUAAUCGAGCUAUCGAUCCAAACCAUCAAUCAAGUCGUCGAACUCACCGUCCAUCCAACUCCUUGAUCGAAUCGUCGUUCCAUCGAUCCGAUCCAUCGAUCGAUACCACGAUCCGAUCAUUCGGUCGACCCGACCAUCUUACCCGAUCCGUCCCGUCUCUCCGACGUUCGGUCCGAUCAAUCCAACCGUCCUUUACAUUCCAUCGAACCGUUGGAACGGGAGGUAGCAUGCGCAUCAGUUCGGUCGAGGCUCCGAGAAUCCGUUCCGAUUCCGGAGAUACUCGCCGAGCCGCACCCCCUUUCCGUCCAACAACUUCGUGGGGGCGAAUGGGUGUGUUUCCGAAACAUCACAUCCGUUCGUUGCACCCUUCCGAAAGGUUGCGUCUUUCCGAUCCUACCACAGUCCACCAGCUCGAGUGUCAGCUGACCGGACCACCCAGCUGGGUCAGUACUCGAUCAGUUCACCGAGCUCGGUUGAGCUGCCGGUCAGCUCACCUAGCUGAGCCAGCUAGUCCUCCAGCUGGUUUAGCUCACCUAGCUGAGCUAGCUAGUUCAUCCAGCUCACCUAGCUGGAUUAGCUCGGACAUUUUCCCUAAAACAAACCGGCCCCCUUUAGGAUCGCGGGACGCGGACGUUACACUUCCCGAUGAUCCCGAGGCGAGUUUAAACACGGGGAGAAUGCGUCCUCCGGCUAAGGACGAAGCUGGGGGCUCUCGCUGGCAGAACGCAACCGAGCCAUCUUUGCUUCCUGUAAAGGCCGAGGCAAUUCAAUAUGACUCCGACGCGGAAGCGAGAAUGCUUCAGGCUAGGGUGCAAGCAGCUAAGGCCCUUCAACAGAAGACGAAGCGAUCCAGAAGAGUAAAAAAGCCCGAUCCUCCUGGUUCUACAUUAUCCACCGAGGACUCCCUCAGAGAAUUGAGGGCUCGGUUCGGUUUUAGUGAAGGAGUCACUAUGAGGCUUCCAACCCCGAGCGAACGAGCCGAUAAUCCUCCCGAGGGGUUCUUCACGCUGUACGAGGGGUUUUUCUAUUUUUGUUUCUUAUGGUUCCCUCUCCCGAGGCUAAUUGUGGAGUACUUAUGGUCGUACAAGAUUGCGUUGGCUCAGAUCUCGACUCGUGGAUUACGGCAUCUUAUUGGGAUCUUAGUGAGGAGUUUUGAAGCGGACAAAACCUUGUCCCUCGGGCAUUUGAGGAAUUUCCUGGAGGUUCGUCGUAGUCCGGGUCCUCUGGAAAGAUAUUACAUCUCGCCGAGCAAGAAUAAGAAGAUCAUUGGUGGGUUCCCGAGCAAGGAUGAGAAAUAUACCGACCACUUCUUCUUCGUCGCGAUUGAUGAGGACUCUAUCCCCGAGGGGUGCCUUGAUAAAAUUGUUGCGAAAUGGGGCAGAAUCGAUCGUGACCCGACGUUUCUCGAGCUCAUCCCUGAAGAUCUUUUGGAAACGCACGAAGAGUUGGCUUCCCGAAAGUGUCAUUGGACCAAGCACUUCAGGCUUAAGAGGGUUGAGAAAGCGUUGAGGCUGCUCCGUGGUGUAUCUUGCUCAUCAUCAUCAUCCUCCUCGGACCAUCGACUAAGUGGCUUCGUGGAAAUGCAGAAAGCGAAGAUGACGUUGCGGGAGAAGAAGGCUGCAGAGAAAGAAGCAGCCGAACAGAAAAAAGCCCUCGAGGCAAUUUUCAAACCCUUACCCGAGGUGACUGACGCGCCUGGGGGGUCUGGAGGACCCAAGGUACCUGAUCUGCCCGAGGCGGCUGGUAGGCCCGAGGUGACUGAUGAUCCCGAAAGAUCUGGGAUCGAUUUGGCUAUGACUUCGGUUCCUCCCGAAGCAUUUGAGGGCGUCCCAGCUGGGGACGGUGGAGUUCGAGCUCCCGAGGCCGAACACACCGAGGUCGUGGUUGGCUUGGCUGCUGGUAGACAGGCCAAGUCUAAAGGAAAACGUCCUCGGGGCGAACAUUCUACCGAGAAGAGGAAGAAGUCGAAGAGCGGUCACAGUAGCUCUCGACCGAUUUACAAGGACAAGGUGGCUUCGGCCAACCUUGUUGCUUCGUGUGCAUGGCCGCUGUUGACGGCCCCCGAGAACUUGGCCGAGGCGGAAAGAUACGCCGAGACUUCGGCCAACUUUCUAAAGGCUUUCUCCUCGAUGAACACGUUGGUUCGUUCUUACGAAUCUACGAAUCGCCAGCAUGAAGCUGCCAACGAGCAUUUUGAGAUGGCUCGAGCGGAAUCGGAGAGGAGAUUAACCGAGGCGACCGCAGCAAGGGAGAAAGCCGAGGCCUUAGUCGCGGCUGAGCAAGAAGCGAGGCAGAAAGAGGCCGAGGAGAAUGCUCGAAUUUGGCAGAAAGCUGAAGCGGAGAUUGAGCGCCUCAACCGUCUGCUGGCCGAGGAGAAGUCUCUUCGGGAGGUCGAGGUAGCCCGAGCCAGGAAAGCUGCCAAAAGGGUGGUCACUGAAGAGUUCGCCAAGCAGAUCGAAACGAUCGAGGCGAAACUGGAACAGUUUGACCAAGUCGCCGACCGUUACAUGUACUUCUCCCAGGCCAAAGCAAACGCCGAGCUGAUCGCCGAGCUCGAGGAGGGCAAGUCGCUCGAGGAUGAGAAGAAAGAGGUGGAGGCAUGGAAAGAAGAGUUCGGGGACGCCGAAGCGGAGUAUUCUCAACUCGCGGUCGAGCUGCUCGGAACUUUGAAGUUUCCGCCGGUGUCUCUCGAGUCCACUCAUGAUAGCCUCGGGAAUAGGUCGGUUGAAGGUGACGCGACCGAAGUUGGGGUUAUCGACCAAGCAGGAACGUUUCUGGAUCCUGCGGCGGUGCAUGCUGAAGAGCGAGACGAAUAAUCCCGAGGCGUCUAUAAACUUUUCCCUUUUCUUUGUUUUAAGUUUCAUUUGUAAAACUUAUGCCUGGAUGGCUUUAUCCAAUUGAACGCGUAUUUCUUCAAGCACUUGAUAUUUCUUGUUUACUCCGAGAUGUUUUUGAAGUGAAUUCGGUGCCAGUGUUGAGUAACCGGGUUUUCGCAAAUCCGACUUGUUUCAUCGAGAAAUCAAGUUUUUCGGAAUAG
Messenger RNA from Arabidopsis arenosa, 3190 nucleotides. NCBI's taxonomy places the organism in Eukaryota, Viridiplantae, Streptophyta, Magnoliopsida, Brassicales, Brassicaceae. The record is from the annotation of a GenBank genome assembly.